This is a messenger RNA of Aureobasidium pullulans EXF-150, 2388 nucleotides long. Its product is annotated as acyltransferase. Bases 1 to 2388 code for a protein of 795 amino acids. Lineage: Eukaryota; Fungi; Ascomycota; Dothideomycetes; Dothideales; Saccotheciaceae. The record is from RefSeq and is a predicted model, not a curated record. The transcript has 6 exons. Gene Ontology annotation, cellular component: mitochondrial membrane.
AUGAGUGACAACGCCCCUGAUCUCUCCAUCGUGGGUGACCGCCUCACACUACAUCCUCCUGGUGUCAUUCAGGACCAAGAAACACCUCUCCUAAGUUCAUAUGCACGCUUUCGUUCAGCUCCAUUGGACUUUUUGCGAGAGGUUAGCUUACAUCUCUCUGGCACUGGAUGGCGCUCAUACGAUGACUUCAUCGGUCGAAACAUCUUCUACAAUGGCUUCAGUAGUCACAUCACAGCCUUGGUCCUGAAGAAUCCUCGUCUGCAGGCCAAAAUCUCCGAGCUGGCUCACAAGAGGCUUGAUGUCGAGAUUGCCGAGGGGACUCUUCCCGACCACAAGGUCGAGGAUAGACGCAAAGAACUAGAAGCUCAGCUUGUUCAAGUUGCCGAUUCAUGGACUGAUCAGAUGAUCUGCAAGAUGGACAGCAGGCGGUUCAUUCGUGGUGCCUAUUACUUUGCCACUCAGCUUCUGACGAGAGCAUAUCACCAAGGCAUUCACGUUUCGAGCGAAGAAGUCCUCCGCCUUCGAAAGGUCGCCAAAGAAGCAGAGAGAAAGAAACAGUCCAUCAUCUUCUUACCUUGUCACCGAUCACAUGUGGACUAUGUUUCAUUACAGUUGAUCUGCUAUCGUCUUGGCCUCGCUCUACCAAUCGUGGUGGCUGGAGACAACCUUAACUUUCCUGUAGUAGGGCCUUUCUUGCAACAUGCCGGCGCAAUGUGGAUUCGUCGCAGUUUUGGUGAUGAUGCUCUAUACACAACGCUCGUUCAGGCGUACUUGGAUACGUUGCUACAAGAAGGCCACAACUUCGAGUGCUUCGUUGAGGGCGGUCGCUCACGUACUGGAAAGCUCUUGCAGCCAAAGUUCGGCAUUUUGAGCUUCUUGCUUGAAAGUGUGUUGUCAGGUCAAGUUGAAGAUGCUAUCAUUUGUCCUGUAAGCACACAAUACGACAAGGUCAUCGAGGUCGACUCCUACAUAUCCGAACUUCUAGGACAACCUAAACCGAAGGAGUCUCUAGGAAACUUUUUGUCCUCUUCAUCAGUCCUUUCUCUGAAGCUUGGUCGCGUUGACGUUCGCUUCCAUGAGCCUUGGAGUCUACGCGACUUUAUCAAUGAGCAAAAGCUUCGACUUACCACUUUGCCACCACAAAUGAAGACACCUGAGGAUAUUAUUCUCAAACGCCGCCUUCUCACCACUCUAGGCUAUAAAGUUCUUUCCGAUAUCAACGCAGUAUCAGUUGUCAUGCCCACAGCUCUGGUCGGCACGGUUCUUCUUACUCUUCGUGGGCGAGGAGCUGGCAAGUCCGAACUUGUGCGCCGUGUCGAUUGGCUGACAGAAAGAGUAAAGAAGCAAGGCGGUCGUAUCGCCCACUUUUCUGGACUACCCACAACUGUCGUUGUCGAGCGUGCGCUUGAAGUCCUUGGACAGAAUCUAGUUGGAGAACACAGGAACCUGCCCGAGAAGACAUACUACGCUGCAGAUCGAUUCCAGCUCAGCUUCUACCGCAACAUGACCAUUCAUCUGUUCGUCUCGGAAGCACUAGUCAGCGCAGCUUUAUACACCAAAGUCAAGCUUGGCGGAGGCCCAGAAUAUCAGAGCAUUUCUUAUAACGAUCUGUACGAUUAUGUUUAUUUCCUAUCGCAGCUCUUCCGCGGCGAAUUCAUCUUCCCAACAACACCCCUAGCAGAGAACCUCACCAACACAUUGACUGGACUCGAGGCAGAUAACAUCAUUGCCAUCAAGAGAUCUGAACACGAUGGCAGCACGGUUGAAUCGAUCUCACUCGACGAGUCUGAGCGCCUGUCAGGCCGAGAGAACUACGACUUUUACUGUUUCCUGAUCUGGCCAUUCAUCGAAGCCAGCUGGCUGGGCGCUAUAAGUCUAUUGAUGCUCACACCUCCAUCCACGAACGCCUCACAGCAGACUUCACUACCGCUGAACAGUGUCGUCACCCAAGCACAAAGGCUAGGCAAAACUUUGUAUGCACAAGGCGACAUUUCGUAUCUUGAGGCAGUCAAUCGUGAGACCCUACGAAACGCAUAUACGAGAUUUGCUGAGAGUGGGAUUAUCUUCAUCACUUCUCCGUCAAAGGACGGCAAGAUCCCAGCUUCGGUCCGUCUGACGCCGGGGUGGUUGCCGGAAAGAACAGAGGAUGGACAAAUCAAAGCUCAAGGCAAGCUUUGGGAGUAUUGCGAAAGUAUCAGCAAAGCGAGAAGAGAAGGAAAGAACAGACGAGAUGGUAAUACAGUCAUCAGAAGGAUCUUUGGACUGGUGGAGCUGGUCGGCACUGAAUUGUGGAAGGGUGCUGAGCCGUCCAAGGUUAUCGCGCCCAAGACAGGAGACGCAGAAUGGAAAGCCAAGAGGAGGGAGAUUCGAACUGCACCGAAGCUGUAA